UCUACCGAAUAUUUAUUUGCAGGAAUGCACGGACCAACUAACAAACCAGGCCAGACUGAAAAUCUGCCCGACAGUAAACUUAUGCCUGAAUACUUAAAAGAUUUGGGCUACGAGACGCACUUAGUCGGCAAGUGGAACCUCGGUUAUUCACGAUGGAACGCCACUCCGACGUUCAGAGGAUUCGAUCAUCAUCUCGGAUUUUUCAACGGUCAUGUCAGCUAUUAUGAUUAUCUCACUACUCAUAAGGUAGACGGCAAGGAUUACACUGGUUUUGAUUUGCGUCGCGACACGACGCCGGCAUGGGACCUCGCAGGACAGUACGCCACCGACGCAUUCACAGAUUACACAGUCAAGACGAUCGAGAAGGCCGACGGCAGCAAACCGUUCUUCAUCAUGCUAUCGCAUCUCGCCGUUCAUGUGGGCAACGAGGGUAAAUACCUAGAAGCACCACAGGAAACAAUCAAUAAAUUGAAACACAUCGAUGAUUCCAAUCGUAGAACUUAUGCUGCAAUGGUAUCAAAAGUUGAUGACAGUAUGGGUACAAUAAUGUCCGCGCUUUUAAAAAAGAACCUUUUGGAGAAUACAGUGAUCGUUUUUGUGAGCGAUAACGGAGCGCCUUCAAUUGGUGUAAGUCACAAUUGGGGCUCAAACUUUCCCCUACGCGGGAUAAAAUCCACACUAUUUGAAGGCGGUAUUCGAAGCGUGGCUUUUGCCUGGAGCCCCUUGUUUGUGCAGACCGGCCGCGUGUCUUUGGAACUGAUGCACGUGACGGACUGGCUGCCGACCAUCUUCACCGCCGCCGGCGGCGAUCUCGGACUCUUGGAGCCUGAUCUCGACGGCGUCGAUCAGUGGAGCAGUCUGCAAUACGAUCUGCCUUCACCCAGAGACGAUAUUCUCAUUAAUAUCGAUGAAAUCACACGGAACGCUGCGCUUAGGUUUAAUAAUUGGAAACUUAUUGUUGGAACAACUAGCAAUGGAAAUUUUGAUUCGUACUUCGGUGAUUCCGGUAAAACUAACAUAGAAGAACAAAGUUACAAUACAUCCGCAGUAGCUGACAGUCCAGCUGGUCAAGCAAUCAAACAAGUGACCUACACACCGUUAUCAGAAAACGAAUACAUUUCCUCGCGCCGACAGGCGACUUUGAAGUGCCUCAAUCCGAAAGCAAAGCGGACACCCUGCACGCCGUCCAACGGUGAGGUGUGCCUCUUUGACAUUCGCAUCGAUCCAUGCGAGGAAAACAAUCUGGCGACGUUCCUGCCGUCCGUGGUGCGUCGGAUGAAACGCGCGAUGGUGGAUUACCGAGCAGGACUGGUGCCGCAGCAGGCGCGCACGGUGGACAUCGAGAAGGCUGCGCCGGAACUUUUCCAAUUCACAUGGAACCCCUGGCUGGAUUGUGGCGAUGCGGAAUGCAAAGCCUAAUUGAAUAUUUAUUUAAAUUUUUUACCAGUCGUAAGUUUUGCCACGCCAACUAAUCGAAGCGAAUCGCGAGCGAAAAUUUCCAAAUAUUCUCAUAAAUAUUUAUUUACGUUUUGUACCAUAUAUUAAUAUUCUGUAUGUUUUGUGUGUAAGUUUUGUUUAAAAUGUUUUUACGUUUUUUGUUUUGGAUUAAUUCUAGGAAUAGAAUAAAAGUUGAAUUUUAGGUUUUCAGAGUGCAAGUUUAUUUUUCAGUCAAUUUUCGUUGUUAUUAAAUGAAAUAUCCAAAGGUUAAGGUGUGGAAGAGGUAACUGAAAAUGCCAACUACUAAACGCACCACGGUGAAUAAGCUGUCUCCCAAGGAAUAUAAUAUUGUCCAGCCAAUUGAUGUUUCCGAUCCGGUUUCUGAAGCUUCUUCACAGAAGACGACGUGGAGCAUAAAUGCCAACAAAACAAUGACCAGCAAAGUAGACUAAUAAAAUAUUAUUAAAUAUUAAUAUUAUAUUAAAUUAAAUAUAAAUUUUAACACUACAUACCUUCAUUUUUAUUUUUGGGGAAUAAGAAGCAGUUAACUUGUAGUUUAGUAAAGUUAAACUUGAAUUACUAUCAAAUCGAAAAUUUAGCUAUUUAUAUAAAAUACGAAUGCAUUAAAUGAUUGAAUUUUACAUUAUUUACUUGAUGAAUAUUGUUGUAUAAUGUUUAUGUUGAUAACACACUUAUUUUUCAAAAUUAGCAAUGUAAAUUUCAGUUCCCCGACAGUGUCUAACCCAAAUUUGUAUAAAAUACGCAUAUAAAUAGUGCGAAACUUUGACAAACAUAGCCACGACACCAAACAACCGCUUCCAAAAUGAAGGUUAUUUUUCUAUGCGUUGUUGCUGUGUAUUUGUUUAUCAACGCUGUCUGUGCAAGUCCUACAAAUGGUUUUCAAUCAGAAACUUCUUGGGAAUUUUUGAGCCUGAAGAUACUGAAUUGAGUAGUGAUAAUAAUAAAAGUGAUGAAAAUCAAGGUGAAGAUUUGGAAGCUUCUGAGUGGAUACCUCAAGAAUCAUGGACUCCAGUUUUAAGCAGAAGCAGAAGAAAUCCGUAUUACCUUCUGUUUAAAAAACUCUCCCAUCUCAAAGGCCUGCUAUUCAAAGGUUUCAAUUUUCAUUCAUUCUCUUUCUUCCCUUUUUUCUCUUUCUUCCCUUCAUUUUAUUAUUAUCCUUCAUUCUUUAACUUCCGUCCAUUUUUUUCUAUCCUAGUUUCUUUUAUUUUCAAUCAAGUUUCUUUUUUGGUUGAUUUCAAAUUUUGAUUUCAAUAUUCUAAUCAUAUAUGGCAAAACCGUUAUUAUAACCUAGAUUGAUAGUGUUUUUGUUACUUUUGUAAGCUGGCAAUUUAUCCUUUUUAUUUAAACAAAUAUUGGUGAUGUUUUAAGAUUCGAUUAGAUCCAACAUUGAACCUUGACGGCGGCAUUCGAUUGUCUUCCGUUUUACCUUAAACUUUAAACUUUCGGCUUCAGCAAACAACUGAAUUCGAGCGCUCUCGAAAACUAGGAAGAGUCGCGACGGUGGAUGUUAAAGGAUUUGAAUAAAGCUGACGCGAAUAACUCGA
Dalotia coriaria is the source of this 3002-nucleotide messenger RNA. RefSeq names its product arylsulfatase I-like. The coding region runs from base 25 to 1419 and encodes 464 amino acids. NCBI's taxonomy places the organism in Eukaryota, Metazoa, Arthropoda, Insecta, Coleoptera, Staphylinidae. The transcript has 8 exons. The record is from RefSeq and is a predicted model, not a curated record.